AUGCUUCCGAAUUAUUCAACUACAUCGCCGAAUUCUGGUCAGGGACAAAAGCAAGAAUGGUCGAGCUCAAUAAAGAAUUGGCUUACACACAAAGAGAACAAAAAUGAAGAAACUGGCCUUUUAAGUAACAUAGCGCAAGCUAUCAAAAAUAAAGCAUCGGAAAGUGUUGCAAUAUUUCAAACAGCUGAAGAUCGAGCUGUAAGGAUUAGAAAAUCUUUAAUCUGCCUUAUAAUUGCAGUUAUUCUACUAUUUGGAUCAUUAUCAUUUUUGCCUACAUUCAUUUUAUUCCCAAAGAAUUUUGCCAUUCUUUUUAGUGCUGGCUCUCUUUUUAUCCAUGCAGCACUUAGCUUUACAAAGCCAACAUUUUUAGCUUAUUUUAAAGAGUUAUUUGAAGGGAAAGAAAAUAUUAUUGUUUCAUGUGUAUAUUUUAGUUCUAUUACUUGCACUCUUUUUGCAGCAUUGAUCUUAGGAGAUUAUGUCAUAGUCAUAUUUUCUACAGCUUUUCAAAUUUUAGGGCUUGGUUGGUAUAUUUCAAAUAUGUUCCCAGGUGGCUACACAGGGUUUUUAAACUUGAUAAAAUACGGUUUCAAAAUGUGCCCUUGUUUCUCUGGUGAAGCCUUUUUACCUAUCUAA
Messenger RNA from Blepharisma stoltei, 633 nucleotides. The record is from the annotation of a GenBank genome assembly. Lineage: Eukaryota; Ciliophora; Heterotrichea; Heterotrichida; Blepharismidae.